AUGACGGAUGUGACGGUGGAGGAGGGCGGGAAGGCCAAGUUCCUGUGUCCCACCACGUCCAUGCCGCGUAACCUGGGCAAGAGCCUGCCCUUCUCGGUCUACUGGACGUUCGGGGGUCACCGCCUGGACAUCAUAGACACGGACCUGGAGACCGAGAGCCACUACACGUCCAAGGUCUUUGACGGCCGGCACGUGUUGAUCAUCUCCAAGGUCAAGCCCGAGGACGAGGGGGAGUACGAGUGUGUGGCGACCCUGGGGGAUAGGUCGGAUAAAGCAGUGGGGAGACUUUUUGUUCUGCGACCACCUGACCCCCCACACGACGUCCGCGUCCUGGGUUGCCACGGCAACACGGCCGAGAUCGCCUGGGUGUCGGGCAGGUCUAACGGGGCCAACAUCACGGGCUUUACCGUACAGUUCAACCUGCGGGACAGCCCCGACACCUGGUUCGACUUCUACGAGGAAAUCCUCCCUGACAAGAGCAAGUCGUACGUCGAGCUCUCCCCGUACGGGACGUAUUCGUUCCGCGUCCUGGCCAGGAACGAGGUGGGGACGAGCCGGCCUAGCUCCGUGACGUCCAGGGAGUGUACGACCCCACCGGACAGGCCGGACCGGAACCCGGGGGGCGUCCGGACGAAAACGGAUAAGAAGGGAUACCUUGUUAUAGAAUGGGAGCCCCUGCACAGGUUAUCUUUCCAUGGCCCAGGCUUCUGCUACUUGGUCUUAUGGCGGAAAAAGGGAAGCCUGGCCUGGAACUCAGCAACAGUCAAUGGCACCUACGCCUCGAGGUUCGAACAGGAGGUAGACGAGGUGUACGGCUGCUUCGAAGUUCAGGUGAAGUCAAACAACGAUAUGGGGGAGGCUCAUCAACCUCCGUACAUUUACAAUGGUCACAGUUUUGAAGCAGAGCCACUUUUGGUUGUCUCGGGAUUUAGACUGGACACGAAGCGGCCCCUGAAGGAUAGUACGGCUCACUUCAAGUGGGAGCAUGUGGACCCUGGAGACAGGAAAAUGAAUGGGAAGUUUAGAGGAUACAAAAUUUUCUACUGGAAAUGGGACGAAGGUGAAAACAGUAAGAAACAGGUGUACAUACCGGACACAUUGCCAGCACUUCCGCCCGGUGGAGAAUUCCGGGGGUCGAUUUCCGACUUACCUGCAUACUCAACCAUCAAAGUCCAGGUGGUGGUUGUCAACACACACUACCACGGACCACCUAGCGACACCAUCGAUGUCUACACACCUGAAGGAACACCCACGUCAGUACAAGGUCUGUUUGCUGACUCCAUCCUGCCUGAUAGUGUCACGUUGAGAUGGCUUCCCCCGGAGAGACUCAACGGCAUCAUCACGGGAUACGAUAUUAGCUAUCAUCUAGUGAAGGGCAAUCAGCUGGGACCACUGGUCAACGUGAAGCCCUCCCCUAAUACAGCCCUGGAGCUACAGGCCAGGAUAGACCACCUGAAGCCCAGCCACAGGUACAGGUUUACCAUCGCCGCCAAAACCCGGGCGGGGAGGGGCGACAAUGCUUCUAUUGAUGUCAGGACUGCCAACAGAACAGGUGGUGCAGUACCAAGUGGCAACACAAUCUACAGGGCGCAUAAUGAUAAUCCGAUAGCAGAUACUAAAGUGGAGAACUCUUCAUCCAGAGUUGAGAGUUACUUUUCCCUAGCAACGGCUGUGUUCUUUUUCCAUGUGUCUGCAUAUUUUGUCUUCCACUCCGAAUUUUCGUUAUGACGUUGCUAAAUUACAUGGCUUA
This is a messenger RNA of Physella acuta, 1750 nucleotides long. Its product is annotated as neuroglian. The record is from RefSeq and is a predicted model, not a curated record. Gene Ontology annotation, molecular function: protein binding. NCBI's taxonomy places the organism in Eukaryota, Metazoa, Mollusca, Gastropoda, Physidae.